CCUUCCAUUCAGGCAUUUACAGCAGGUACCACAGCUGCUCAAUCGUCACAAUCGACAUCGAGCGAGAGCCAAGAAGGACCCCACAGGCAUGAAAACAGAAGCCGGAUGACAAUCCCUUUCGGUCAUAUUAACAUUACUUAAUUACAUUUACAUUUCUUUCCCAGUACCUGUUAAGUUUCUCUGAACGCCACGAUGUUUAUCUCCUCACAAAACCCACCUCCCUGCUUCAAAGAUUUCACCCUCGUCAUGCCAGCAGUGGCUGUUGGUAACGUGGGACAGCUGGCCGUGGACCUCAUUUUGUCCACUCUCAAAAUGAAAAGAGUAGGCUAUAUACACACGGACUGUCUCAUCCCCAUGACUGGAAACAACCCAUACGCCACCUGUAAUGAAGACGCUGAGGAGCUGCACACCCCUGCAGAAGUUUACACAGCAACAGAACUGAAGAUGGCAGUACUUCAAAUCAGGGCGCCAAUUAUUCAGACAAAAUCCAAAAAGUUCCGUCAGCUGCUUGUGUCUUGGAUCAAAACCAGCGGGUUCUCCAGGACUGUCGUUCUGUCCAGCAGCCACGCCUACCAGAGGGAUGACCAACAGAUGAAGGGCACUCCUUUGAGGUACCUGGUGACUCCGUCCCUGCUGAAGGACAGUGCGGUUGCGUUGGAGGAGCUCAGCUGGAGGGAGAUGGAGCGGGUGCCGGCCUUCCCAGGACUGACGGACGCCAACACGGACCCUCGCCUCUAUGUCCCGGGAGGAGGCAUAACCAAAGGACUCUACAUGGACAGCUGCGCAGAGGAUCUCCCUCUGGCUGUGCUGCUGCUCUUCUGUUCAGAAGGCGACAACAUCCCAGACGCCUUCACGCUUGUCAACCACCUCAACGACUGGCUUCAUCUGCUGGAGAACCCUAGCCAAAAGCCCAACAAAUGGAAGAUCCCAACUUCCUGGAGUCUUCUUUUUGGCAGUGGAAUUCCUCCAGCAAUGUUCUGAUACCACGUGUUUAGUUUUGGUAGUUCUAGCGGAUAGGAACAGCAGCAGUCUUUUAUAUGUAUUAUACUGAGUUUACCUGGUUGGGACUCACAUUUAUCCCAGUCUCCUUUAUUGUUUAUUCUUUUUUUUCCAAUAAAAGAUUGUGACAAGAA
Messenger RNA from Gasterosteus aculeatus aculeatus (three-spined stickleback), 1133 nucleotides. RefSeq names its product proteasome (prosome, macropain) assembly chaperone 2 (gene psmg2). NCBI's taxonomy places the organism in Eukaryota, Metazoa, Chordata, Actinopteri, Perciformes, Gasterosteidae. The record is from RefSeq and is a predicted model, not a curated record. Gene Ontology annotation, biological process: proteasome assembly. Gene Ontology annotation, cellular component: nucleus; cytosol.